Messenger RNA from Fusarium pseudograminearum CS3096, 1035 nucleotides. RefSeq lists its product as uncharacterized. The transcript has 6 exons. The coding region runs from base 1 to 1035 and encodes 344 amino acids. The record is from RefSeq and is a predicted model, not a curated record. NCBI's taxonomy places the organism in Eukaryota, Fungi, Ascomycota, Sordariomycetes, Hypocreales, Nectriaceae.
AUGACUGAUUUUUCUGUCUUGGUUUGGGCCGUCCGCAUAUACUACAGAUUCGACAAAAAGCAAGUCGGUAUCGACGACUGGCUUGUUACCUUUGCGACCAUGUUUUCCGUCGGCUUGGUCGUGCCAAAUUAUUACUUCUUUAGAUAUGGCUACACAGGCUUUCCCACCGACGAUAUCUCCGACAACUUGGACAUGGAACCUGUUCUACUUUACAACUGGACAAUGCAAGUCUUGUAUAAUCCAAUACUGGCAUUAGUGAAAUCAUCCCUCCUCUUCUUCUUACUUCGACUCGGCGGGCAUCGAUGCAUUAUCAAGUGGUCCAUAUACAUCCUGAAUACCUUCAACAUCGCUCUCAUGAUUGCGAUUUUCCUAACAGUUAUUCUGCAAACUAUCCCCAUUAAUGCUUUCUGGGAUCAGUCGGUGACACCACGGCAUCAGAUCGACCGGCCUGUCUUUUAUAUCUCCACAGCAAUCAUCACCAUCGUGACGGACGUCCUUGUACUUCUGAUACCGUUUUGGGUGUUUGUCGGGCUAAAGAUGAGACUCGCUGCUAAGCUGGGACUCAUAGUGGUGUUUCUUGCGGGCGGAGUAGUGACCAUUGUUGGAAUCUUUCGCAUGAUAGAAUUGCAAAAGAUAUUUUACCACCCUGGAUACGACUCAGGGGAAUCCCUGGCGGAUACCUUGGAUAGUGUUGAGGUUAAUCUGGCCAUCAUCGCCUGCUGUGGGCCAGCUUUGCGUCCAUUGUUUCGCAAGAUGUUUCCUCGACUACUCUCAAGUCGAAGUACUAAAGAAGCCGGGAAAUAUCUCAAAUCAAGUAAAUGUGGGAAUGCCACGGGUAUCGGAGGGACGAUUUACCUCAAGGAUAUGCACCGAAGUAACGUGCAGACAGAGAUACACAGUUACUCACCCGAUGGGAGCCAGAAAGAUAUCAUGAGGUAUACGGGAAUUCUCAGAACCACGUCAUUUGGCGUGCAAUAUGACGAUGCGGUUUCACCAGAGAGAGAAGCGCAGAAACACGACAGGAGAGUGGGAUAG